Molecule: messenger RNA, 1726 nt
Organism: Aspergillus brunneoviolaceus CBS 621.78
Lineage: Eukaryota; Fungi; Ascomycota; Eurotiomycetes; Eurotiales; Aspergillaceae
Product: sugar porter family MFS transporter
Exons: 4
Coding region: 1-1689 (562 amino acids)
Biological process (GO): transmembrane transport; carbohydrate transport
Cellular component (GO): membrane
Molecular function (GO): carbohydrate:proton symporter activity
Source: RefSeq, a predicted model, not a curated record
AUGACCUCGUCGAACGUUGAAGGCCGCGGGCAGUGGGAAGAUCCCCCACCCGAGACGCGAUGGAGCAUUCUCCGCAACAACCCUAAGCUUAUGGCUAUUGCCUUCUUCGCCUCAUUCGGUGGAUUCGAAUAUGGCUACCAGCAGGGUGUUCUGGGCCAGUCCCUCGUUAUGUACCGCUUCAAGGACAACUUCCCCACGGUGGUCGCCUCGUCCAGUGCCACGGGGUGGCUGACCUCCGUGCUGCAAUUGGGGGGCAUCGUGGGCUCUCUCUCGGCGGGAAUCCUGGGCGAGGUCUUCUCGCGCAAGUACACCAUGUUCUCGGCCUGCUGCUGGGUGGUCCUGGGCAGUUACCUCUACUGCGGUGCAACCUACCACAACCCAGCCCUGCUGUAUGCGGGCCGCUUCUUCACGGGGCUGGGCGUCGGGACCUUCAGUGGUGUUGGACCGCUCUACAAUGCCGAAUUAUCCUCUCCCCAACUCCGCGGCUUCAUGGUCUCCUUCUACCAGUUCGCCACCAUCCUCGGGAUCAUGCUCUCCUUCUGGUGCGGCUACGGCAGCAACAACAUUGGGGGCACGGGGGAGCACCAAUCCGACCUGGCCUGGCGCCUCCCCUCGAUCAUCCAGGGCAUCCCGGCGGCAUGCCUGGCCCUGGGCAUCUGGUGGCUGCCGUUCUCCCCGCGCUGGCUGGUGAAGCAGGGCCGCGACGAGGAAGCCCGCCGAACACUCGCCUACCUCCGCAAGCUUCCCGCCGAUCACCCCGCGGUGGAACACGAGUACAAAGAGAUCAAGGCCGAGUGUCUGUUCGAGCAGCGGGCGUUCGCGCGGACCUUCCCGCACCUCGCCGAGCGCGAGAAGCAAAGCGUCCUGGCGCGCGAGUUCGCGCAGUACUACAACAUCGUGCGCACCUGGGACAACUUCAAACGCGUGGCCAUGGCGUGGCUCGUCAUGUUCUUCCAACAAUGGUCCGGAAUCGACGCCAUCAUCUACUACGCGUCGAACGUCUUUCAGAGUCUGGGCCUGACGAGCGGCACCUCGGCGCUGCUGGCCACUGGCGUGACGGGGGGGGUGUUCUUUGUGUGCACCAUCCCCGCGAUGCUGGUCAUCGACCGCGUCGGCCGCAAGCCCAUGCUCCUGCUGGGGUCGACGGUCAUGUUCAUCGCGAUGAUCAUCGCCGGGGUGAUUGUGGCCAAGUUCCGGCACGACUGGCCGGGCCAUCCGGCCGCGGGCUGGACGGCGGUGGCAUUCAUCUGGGUGUAUGUGGGCGCGUUCGGGGCGACCUGGGGCCCGGCGUCGUGGACCCUGGUCUCCGAGAUCUUCCCUCUCUCCAUCCGUGCCAAGGGGGCGUCAUUCGGCGCGUCGAGUAACUGGCUCAACAAUUUUGCGGUCGCGUUCUUCGUCCCGCCCAUGCUCUCCGCCUGGGCCUGGGGCACGUAUAUCUUCUUCGCCGUCUUCCUGGCAGCCGGCAUUGUCUGGGUGUGGUUCUGCCUCCCCGAGACCAAGGGCGCAACGCUGGAGGAUAUGGAUCGGGUGUUCAACAGUCGCACGGGCGAGCAGGAUGCCAUUCUGCUGGCUCAGGCGCGGAGUGAUGUGGGUCUGGACCAGCUGGACCACGCCACGGCGGUCGAGAAGCUGGGGAGCAUGUAUAUCGAGGAGGAGAAAUCGUCGGUCCGUCAGGAGGAAAGGGCAUGAGUAUAGCCUGGUGAUGUUGGGGUCACGUGUAAUGCAG